AUGAUUGAAGACCAAGAGAUUGCUUGUGGUUCAGAAAACGUGAUGUAUGAAACACAUGAACUGGACAAAAUUGAUCUGGAUGAAAUUGAAUGGGAUGACCGUUCUGAUCUUGAUAUCAAUGCAGCUACCCAUCAGUUCCACCCUGAACAACUUGUGACCUCCGAGGCUAUUCCAGAAGAGUCUGUUCAACAACCGGAGCCAGAUUUUGACCUGAAGAACUACAGCGCCGACGAUGUAAACCGCUGGGCCAGCACCUUGUCAGCAGAAGAAUUCAAGCACCUUCGCAUCAUGGGACCCGAUGCUAGAACUGAAUCUUUCCAACAUAAUAAAUUCCACUACCAGCCUGACAACAUUAACAACAAUGACUUUGACCAACAGCAACUCCAUCCUCAAGACAACAACUUUGGAUCUAAUCUCUACAAUCACUUUGAUGAACACACGUCUCAAAUGGAGGAAAAUUUAGAUGGUUUGGAGACUGUUGAUGCCAACAGUGGUUUUGAUGAUGGAGGAUUUGAUGAUGGCGGUUUUGACAAUGGCGGCUUUGGAGAUGGCGGCUUUGGCAAUGGCAGCUUUGACAAUGGCGGCUUUGAUGAUGGUGGUUUUGAUGAUGGUGAUGGCUUCAGUGAUGAUGAUGGUUUUGAUGAUGGCAAUGGUUUUGAUUAUUAUUAG
Molecule: messenger RNA, 669 nt
Organism: Puccinia graminis f. sp. tritici CRL 75-36-700-3
Lineage: Eukaryota; Fungi; Basidiomycota; Pucciniomycetes; Pucciniales; Pucciniaceae
Exons: 2
Coding region: 1-669 (222 amino acids)
Source: RefSeq, a predicted model, not a curated record